AUGGGGUCGAAUGGGGACAGACCUACACAAUAUGUCAUGAACACAUGGAACUCCUUGCCUAUGGAGCUCCGGUUCAUGAUUUUCGAAUAUCUUGCUGCCUGCGGCCCAGGUCACCUGUCAGCCUGUGCCGCAGUCUGUAAAGAAUGGCAGGAGUUGAUCGAGAGACGAAAUUUCUGUCAACUAAAGCUCCGAUCAACUUGCGUCGAAGGCUUAACAACAAUGGUUACCGACCGGACCCGACCUCUUGUACAACAUAUCUGGCUUCAUGUCGCAAUCCCCCCAUACACCUGUUUAAUUUGCUACCGGCAAGAAUCCCGAUCAGCCUGGGUGCGCAACAACCGCAUGAUCAAGGGCGCAGUAUUGAAGCUUUUUGCUAUACUGCAAACUUGGGACUCGACCGACGGAAUCACUCUGGAGCUCAGCACUAAUUCACCUAGUGACCCGGAGCACUGGUUCAAGAACUAUUGCUUCGGAGACGGGAGUCAAGGGGCAAGGAACUGCGGUCAUUCGGAUCAUGGAUGGUCUAAUGGAACACGCCUAAGCUUUCCCAGUGCUCGACCAUUAGACCGCUUAUUCGAAACCAUCGACUUGACCUCUCGGCUACGACUGCUCAGGGUGGACAUCAUCACAAGGCUCGUUAUACGGCGACAACUCCGACGACGACUCACGCCUUCGAGUUUGCGGAUGUUGCUGGACAAGCUUCCGCGACUGGAGCGCCUGAUCUUUGAACCAUGGCGUUGGUGGGAUCCGGAAUUACGACAAGCAUACGACGGAGGUGAGGGCGUCUUCAGGUUACAUGAUGCUCUCAUGGCUAACAAGAGCAUAGAAUACAGACAGAUACUUCAAGCUGGUCUCCCGAGUACACUCAAAAGGCUAUCAAUAUUCGAAGACUUUGACGAAAUACACAUGCAAGCGAUACAAAGAAGCAUAUGGCCACCUUUACGUCUCGGACUAGCCAGAAUCGGAUUCCCUCAACUUGCUUCAACAGUAGCAAGACAGAGUCUACACCUCACGCAUCUCUCGGUAUCCUUCCUAAUCGAGGCUUUCCACUUCAUUCGACCCCACCAACGAUUCUGGGAGUGGGAGCAUCUGGAAUUCGUCUCUUUAACCUCGGAGCUUUUACGACCUGGAAGAGACAACAUCAUGAUAUGGACUUUUUUGUUUUUCGCCGCUCUUGUUGCAUCAAGGAUGCCCCGACUUAAAGAGAUGAUUCUCUGGAACGGAGGAAAGGGGCAUGCGUGUGUGUUCAGGUACCGCCGGGAAAAAGGAGCAGUAACAGUACGAAGUACCUGGGGCUUGAUACUUCAUCAUACUGUUGAAACCAUUUGGUCAAAGGUUCUCUUCUGGCACACAGGAUCCGCCCUUCACUUCGAUGUUCGAACAAUCAGUGGCGCUACGAUACUCUGUCACGGCGAUGCAAUCCAUGAACUUGGAUUGCCUUCUGAAGUUAUUGAUGCUAUAUCAGUAUCACAGAUGCGUCGAGAAGCAAGGAUGGUGUAA
Fusarium vanettenii 77-13-4 is the source of this 1500-nucleotide messenger RNA. RefSeq lists its product as uncharacterized. The coding region runs from base 1 to 1500 and encodes 499 amino acids. Lineage: Eukaryota; Fungi; Ascomycota; Sordariomycetes; Hypocreales; Nectriaceae. The transcript is spliced from 2 exons. Gene Ontology annotation, molecular function: protein binding. The record is from RefSeq and is a predicted model, not a curated record.